AUGCAUCCUGUCACAACAACGCCCCUCCUUUUCGCGCUCCUUGCGGCUCUCGAAUCCGCAACUGCCCAGUCAACCGUCGGCUUCGGUCCAUAUUUCUCGCUCGGUCCAACGCAGUCAUGGAUUCGCGAGGCGAAUACUACUCUGGUCCUGCCUGAGAUCCCGACGCCUCAGCUGCUCGACCGUCUGGCGUUAUGGCCCGGUAUGGGCACGAGUGGGGGAGAUCUCAUUCAGGCUUUGGCUGUGUCAUUUGCGGAUCCCAACGCGAACUGCGGCGCCAGUGAAGGGCAGUGGUGCACUUGGGCGAGCACACUUCAAGGAACGCAGCUAGGAGGCGAGCAGGUCCCAGCGAACCCUGGCGAUGAGAUCACUAUGCACUACGUCUACAACGAAAGCACAGGCGAGUAUGACCAGACAGUGUCUAUCAACGGGCAGGUGGUGUCCACACUCUCCACCAGCUCCGGACAAGCUCAAGGCUGGGGAACUGCAGUGGAAUGCCAGGAUGAUGCGUGUCAGAGUACAGCUGCUGCUCAUCAAUAUUUGUCCACCACGAUCACUCUCGACUCGGCGGACAACUCGUUCGGCAAUACUCUGGCCCUUAAUGAGGCUGAUUCAAGCGGUCUGACGACUGUGGAUGGUGGGAAGACUUGGACAGUGGAAACGAUCAAUAUCGACUCGCACACAUUUGCGCUGUAG
Messenger RNA from Aspergillus calidoustus, 693 nucleotides. Lineage: Eukaryota; Fungi; Ascomycota; Eurotiomycetes; Eurotiales; Aspergillaceae. The record is from the annotation of a GenBank genome assembly.